Cyclocybe aegerita is the source of this 2049-nucleotide messenger RNA. The record is from the annotation of a GenBank genome assembly. Lineage: Eukaryota; Fungi; Basidiomycota; Agaricomycetes; Agaricales; Hemipholiotaceae.
AUGGGAAAGAUAACCCCUUCGCUUUCGAUUCUUGCUGUCGGUUCUGGUCUCAGGUCUGAAGACUCCGAGCUGGCGUUGAUUGUACAUCGUUCUACGCGUGCAAUCGACAAUGCAAGGUUACUUAUAUUGUGGCAUAGGCUUUUCUCUCGUUUAGCCUCAAAAUUAGCGCGAUCUAGAUUGACUGAUAGCUCUUCAUUCUACCAACAACCCACCAUGGCCACUGAAGAAACUACCUACGACAUCAUCUUCGCCGGUAGCGGAGCAGCCGCAUGCGUUACAGCGGGACGACUCGCAGCUGCCGACCCCACUCUCAAGAUCCUUGUCCUCGAAGCCGGUGCCCACACCCGCGACCUGGACCACCACGUCCGGCCAGGAAAUUAUUUCAGCAAUUUGCUCGUUCCCCGGGACGUGUUCUCCUUCCACCUCGGUCAGGGUGGGAAGGGCACCAAUGGCCGCACGCACAUCGUUCCGACUGGCCGUGCAUUGGGGGGCGGGUCCGCCGUAAACUUCGUCAUGUAUGUAAGGCCAGCCGCAUCUGAUUACGACGACUGGGAAAACGUACAUCGUAACAAAGGGUGGGGUUCGAAGGACCUUAUUCCCCUCCUGCGCAAGGCGGAGACCUAUCAGCCCGAUCCUUCUGCGCCCACCCACGGGUUCAACGGGCCACUUAAAAUAUCUUUCGCCCAAGAUAGUCACAACGUCUCUGAUGAGGCUCUCCGUGUUGCCCAAGCAUACGAGAAGGAAUACAAGGCCGUCGACGAUUUCAGUAACUUCAGCGGGGAUUCGAUCAAUGGCUGGACGAGGCUUCCGAGGUGGAUAGAUGCCAAGACUGGAAGGCGCUCAGACACCGCCCACUACUAUAUUUACAACCAAGAUCACAACAAGAACCUAGAGGUUCAAACGAGGCGAAAAGUCGCGCGCGUUAUCUUCGAAGGUAACCGUGCUGUGGGAGUUGAGCACGUCGACGACGUUGUUGGGAGAAGCAAAGGGGUACCAGAGAGUCGUAUCUCGAGGGCAUCGCGUCUUGUGGUCCUCUCCGCUGGAGCGUUUGGAUCGCCUGCGAUUCUCGAACGCUCGGGUAUUGGGGCAGCAAGCGUGUUGGAGAAGUGUGGGAUAAAGCAACUUGUCGACCUUCCAGGAGUUGGAGACAAGUAUACGGACCACAACGUCGUCUUCGUCCCGUAUCAUGCGUCCGAAGAUGCCGAAACCAUGGAUUCUCUUUUCCGCGCAACGCCAGAGGAAGCGAAAGUUCAUUCGAAACAAUGGCUGGAGUUCGGCAGCGGUCUUCUCGCAAACAAUGGCAUCAACAGCGGUAUCAAGCUUCGGCCAACCGAGGAGGACCUAAAGUCGAUGUCGCCUGAAUUCGACGACAGAUGGGCGACCUUCUUUGCAAACACACCGGACAAGCCAGUCAUGGUUUUGGCCAACUUAUCAGGGUACUUUGGUGCUAAUCCUGCCGUUCCUCGAGGAAAUCAUUUGACUGCUGGUUACUACUCGUGCUAUCCUAUUUCGACUGGACAUGUCCAUAUCACCUCUGCCACCGAUCUCUAUUCUCAUAUGGACUUUAAGCCGGGUUUCCUCGAACAUCCGGCCGAUGUGGCCAUUUUGCGCUGGACCUACAAGCGCAGCCGCGAGCUUACACGUCGCAUGAAGUACUAUCGAGGCGAAGUCGAAAUAUGUCACCCUCAGUAUCCAGCAGGCAGCUUAGCAGCUUGCAAUCGUACCGACGGGCCUGUCGACAUCGAUGCUCCUCCUCUCGCUUAUACAAAAGAAGACGACGACGCCAUUGACGAAUAUCACAGGCAGAAUAUUGAAACCACUUGGCAUUCUAUCGGCACCUGCGCUAUGAAACCUCGGGAGAAGGGUGGAGUCGUCGAUUCUCGACUGAACGUCUAUGGAGUGCAAAAUCUCAAAGUUGCCGAUUGCAGCAUCACACCGAGCAACGUUUCCGCCAACACAUAUAGCACUGCUGUUGCCAUUGGAGAGAAGGCCGCUGUCAUCAUCGCAGAGGACCUGGGGAUCAAGGGAGUUACUGCUGGUCCCACUUGA